GCUCUAAAUCAGAACAUUGUAUUAAUCAGUUUGCAUCACAUAUGUACAAGUAGAUAAUCCAACCGGGUUGAACAAAAAAAAAAAGAUAAUCCAACCGGAUCCAGUGGGAUUUUAAUAGUUUUUCUAAAACCAAUUAUUAUAUAUUCCGUUUAUAAAUCAGAUUGAUACCUGCAAUUCCCCAAGCUUUGACCAAAACACCGUCCGUGUUCGACAAUACAGAGUCAGAGCAAGGCGGUAGCAACGACGGAUAUUGAAUUUCCCACCACGGCUAAAGAUGGGCGAUUUACUCGAUUGGAUUAUCUCCUUCUUAUUCCUCGUUACCCUUCUCAUCAUCGUGAUCUACCAGCUGACAUGUUUGGCGGAUCUAGAGGCUGAUCACAUAAACCCUUACGAUUCAUCUACCAAAAUAAACCGAGUGAUUCUACCGGAAUUCUGUUUGCAAGGACUUCUAUGUGUGUAUUAUGUCUUAACUGGACAUUGGUUCAUGGCGAUUUUGUCUCUUCCCCACCUUUUCUACAACAUUAGACUAUACAUGAAAAGGGAACAUUUGGCAGACGUUACAGAGAUGCACAAUACAAAUAAAGGGGAGCAAAAGAAACGACUUUACAAGAUUGGUCAUAUCUCUCUCUGCACUUUUAUCACAUCUUAUUGGUUGAUCCACUCGGCAUUGGGAGACAUCUAAGGCUUGAGAAAUCAAAUCACUGUACUUGACCAACUUUUAUUUCUUACGUUUUAAUCACCGAUUCUUGAUGGAUUUUGUUGACCACGACAAAUCUGUAUGUAGUUCUUGAUUUUUAUGUUUGUUUUUUUUGUUGUUUGAUUAUCUUUUUUGGUUUUCUUUUUAGUUCAUUACACAACUCGUAAAGACGUUGAUCAAUUGCUUAAACUUUUGAAACUAACGUUGAAACAGUUUUUGGAAAGAAACUCUUGACCCUUGGAAUUUAA
Molecule: messenger RNA, 945 nt
Organism: Brassica oleracea var. oleracea
Lineage: Eukaryota; Viridiplantae; Streptophyta; Magnoliopsida; Brassicales; Brassicaceae
Product: protein cornichon homolog 5
Exons: 4
Coding region: 275-682 (135 amino acids)
Biological process (GO): vesicle-mediated transport
Source: RefSeq, a predicted model, not a curated record